CAACAUAGAACGAUAACAGAAACAAUCGAUAUAAUUAUGUGCUGUUAACGGUUUUGUGUGAAUAUAUGUUGGGAAUAUGGAUGCAAUGUGCGAUGCGAUGGAACAGCGAGACGCCAUAGACAAUAGUGAAGACAUCGAUUUUCUUAAAAAUGUUAUACACCAGUUGAGGCAAGAGUUGGAAGAGUCUAGGCAAGAUGUUCAGAGAGUAGAGCACGAUUUUGAAGACUUCCAAGAAAACUCGCGCCAAUUGGAGAAGGAACUGGAGACUGCACUUGACCAGUCGGAGAAAACAAACAGGGAACGAGAAGCACUUUGUAAUAGAUGGCAAAUAGAAAAUGAAAGGCUACGUGAUCGAAUAGAUCAGUUACAGAGGCAAUGUGAUUCCAAGGAUACACAACUCUCAAAAUUGGAAGCACACAAGCAAGAGCUGAUGAAGAGGACAAGAGAACUGGAACAAAGGAAUGAUGAUCUUGAAAGAGCUUUGAGGGCAAUGAGCAUGUCAAAGGGAGAGACUGAACUCAAAUUAAAUGCCCAGAUAGAGAGAGAUGCCCUCUUGGAGUGUGAACACGAAGAACUUCUAGCAAUGGUCCAGAGGUUGAAAGAUGAAAAAAGAGAUCUGACACAUGAACUGAAAGCAAGGGAACGCAUUGGCCCUGUUUUCGACAAUGACAAGUCUGUUUUCCCGGGCUCUCCACUAGAUUCCAAUCGGUUAAAAGUGGAGAUGCAGACACAAACCACUGCAGUUCAAGGUUCCCCACUCAAAAUGGCUCAGACCGUUGGAAAUCAAACAACCGUAACACCACUCGCACCUUCCAAUAGGAUUCUUGGAAUGAACAUGGUCCAUGACCUGCUUCGCAAUAUUGGCUCUAUUGAAUCAAAAUUAACAGCUUCUCGCAAUAUUGCCAGAGACAACAUACAUCUCAGUGAUGCAACAAACCGAGAGCCUUACAGAGGGAGGCGCAUAGGACGAACUGCUACACCGGCAUCACCAAGUAUUCAUAGCUACCUGCGAGCAUGAAAUCCUAAUGCCUGCUGAGAUGUUAAAGAAGUAUCUGUGCUGCUACGACAAAAGCUGUGUAGAUCUUUGCAGGCUGUUCUUUUGCCCGCACACAAAUUUUUGCACAUGUGUACUUUCUUCAGAAACAUUUACAAUCAUUUUGUUAAUUACAGUGUGCAAUUUUGCACUAGUCUUCUGCUCUGAAAUAGUAAUUCAGUUAUAUUCAGGGUUUUCAUCACAGAUUUCCUUUACAAGAAGUACGCAACAAGCAGCUUUAAUAUGAUCGUUUGUAAAUAUAUUCUGUGAAGCAGCAGAAAUUUUUUGUAAAAAAAAUUUAAAAAAUCACAAUAAUAAUAAUAAUAUUUUAUUUGAAGGAAAGAUUUGACAGUACUGAUUGUUCUGUGCAAAAUCUUAUUGCCUUGUUUAAGAUAACUGAAUUCAAAUACAUUAUUAACUGUGGUAGUAUUGAUAUGUAAAUUUAACAAUAUUGUAUUAAAGUAUGAUGAAAUCUAGUAGUAUUUAGGACUGUAAG
Messenger RNA from Schistocerca americana (American grasshopper), 1529 nucleotides. RefSeq names its product nuclear distribution protein nudE-like 1-A (gene nudE). The transcript has 9 exons. Lineage: Eukaryota; Metazoa; Arthropoda; Insecta; Orthoptera; Acrididae. Bases 77 to 1018 code for a protein of 313 amino acids. Gene Ontology annotation, molecular function: microtubule binding. Gene Ontology annotation, cellular component: kinetochore; kinesin complex; centrosome. Gene Ontology annotation, biological process: mitotic centrosome separation; cell migration; establishment of mitotic spindle orientation. The record is from RefSeq and is a predicted model, not a curated record.